Messenger RNA from Notechis scutatus (mainland tiger snake), 804 nucleotides. Its product is annotated as pituitary homeobox 2-like. Gene Ontology annotation, molecular function: RNA polymerase II cis-regulatory region sequence-specific DNA binding; DNA-binding transcription factor activity, RNA polymerase II-specific. The record is from RefSeq and is a predicted model, not a curated record. NCBI's taxonomy places the organism in Eukaryota, Metazoa, Chordata, Lepidosauria, Squamata, Elapidae. Gene Ontology annotation, biological process: anatomical structure morphogenesis; regulation of transcription by RNA polymerase II. Gene Ontology annotation, cellular component: nucleus.
AUGUCAACGUUGUUGGAAGCCUCCGAUGGAAAUGCGAAGGGGGUACAACCACAAACUCUCUCGGGAACAACCGGCGUGGAAAGCGGUGGAGAAAAUGGCGAGACCUCUCGGGGCAAAUCUUCGGAUUCCAGCGGUGAAGAGGAAGCCAGCACGGGUCAAAAGAAGCCUCGCAGGCACAGGACCCAUUUCACCAGCCAGCAGCUGCAGGAGCUGGAGGCGACUUUUCAGCGAAACCGCUACCCGGACAUGAGCACAAGAGAAGAGAUAGCAGGCUGGACCAAUCUGACGGAGCCGAGGAUAAGGGUUUGGUUCAAGAACCGAAGAGCCAAGUGGCGGAAAAAGGAACGCCACCAGCAAACGGAGCUUUGCAAAGGAGCCUUUGGCUCCCAGCUGAACGGGUUGACCGGAAACCCUUACGAUGACCUCUACCCGACCUACGCCUAUAAUACCUGGACUCCUAAGGGGCUACACGGCAGCCCUAUCCACAGCAAAGGCUUCCAGCUCUACAACUCCAUCAACCUCAAUUCUUUCGUGCCCCAGAAUGUCUUCCCAGCCGCCUCGGGAGCUUCUCUGCCCAGAGUCCCGUCUUUGGACAACUUCAACAGCCUGGCAAGUCCUCCCGGGCACUCGGGUCCUAUGUAUGGGCCUGGUGCCCCUUCGCCCUACAUGUACAGGGACCCCUGCAACUCAAGCCUGGCGGGACUGAGACUCAGAGCGAAACAGCCACAAUCCCCUCUCGAUUAUGGUGCCGCCCAGACCCUCAGCCCCAGCUCAAGCCAGUAUCACCUGGACAGGCCGGUGUGA